Messenger RNA from Tribolium madens (black flour beetle), 1051 nucleotides. Its product is annotated as hydroxymethylglutaryl-CoA lyase, mitochondrial. The transcript is spliced from 4 exons. The record is from RefSeq and is a predicted model, not a curated record. Gene Ontology annotation, biological process: L-leucine catabolic process; ketone body biosynthetic process. The coding region runs from base 61 to 1032 and encodes 323 amino acids. Gene Ontology annotation, molecular function: hydroxymethylglutaryl-CoA lyase activity. Lineage: Eukaryota; Metazoa; Arthropoda; Insecta; Coleoptera; Tenebrionidae.
AUAACCUUGAUAUCGUCGUACAUAAACAAAGAUAAAGCAAAACAAUUAAAUUAAAUAAAAAUGUUUCCUAUUACUGCAUGUUCACUGCUUUCAAGAAGAGCUCAAUCACAUUUUAAACGACAUCUUCACAAACCUUUUGUCAAAAUAGUUGAAGUAGGGCCUAGAGAUGGACUACAAAACGAACCCACGCACGUCCCCACAGACGUAAAAAUAGAAUUUAUUAAUAAAUUAUCUGAGUCUGGUUUACAAAGCAUAGAAGUGACAAGUUUCGUGAGCCCAAAAUGGGUUCCCCAAAUGGGCGACAACAGUGAAGUUUUCACAAAAAUAGACAAGAAACCUUCAAUAUCAUACCCAGUUCUUGUACCAAAUGUUAAAGGCUUGGAAGCUGCUGUAUCAGUUGGAGCAAAAGAAAUUGCGGUGUUUGCCUCAGCUUCAGAAGGCUUCUCACGGAAGAACACCAACUGUUCAACUCAAGAAGGAGUUAACAGGAUUAAAGAAAUCGUAGAAAAAACUAAAAGUCUUGGCAAAACUCUCAAAAUUCGUGGUUACAUCUCGUGUGUUGUUGGUUGCCCAUAUGACGGUUACAUUCAACCCAAAGCGGUAACGACAAUAUGUGAAUCUCUUUUAAAUUUGGGUUGCUAUGAGAUAUCUCUUGGUGAUACCAUAGGAGUGGGGACAAGAUCAACAAUGGAAAAAAUGAUAAAGGAUUUGUUAAAAAUAACUUCAGCUGAUAAGCUUGCCAUCCACUGCCAUGAUACCUAUGGACAAGCCCUGGUCAACAUUUGUACAGCAAUUGAGUUAGGAAUAAAAGUAGUUGAUUCGUCAGUUUCUGGACUUGGGGGUUGUCCAUAUGCAGCGGGAGCUACAGGAAACGUAGCAAGUGAAGAUUUGGUAUAUAUGUUGCAUGGAAUGGGGGCCGAAACUGGAAUAGACUUGAAAAAACUGAUUAGUGCUGGGCAUUUUAUUUCAGAGAAGAUUAAUAAACCGACAGCUUCAAGGGUUAAUAAAGCAAUGUACAAAAAAUAUUUCUAAUAAAAAAAGUCGCUUUUAA